CCUUACCGCAGCCCGGUGCGUGUGUCUGCCGCUGCCGCUCCUGCGGUCAUUGAGCUCGCUAAUGGGAAAUUGUUUCUACCUGCUUCCCAACUGACAGCUCACAGGGAAUGCGACCUUAGCAUGGCUCUGGCGGUCACUGGUGGCUCCAUGGAGAGGUGAGUGGAUGGAUUUCCUGGUAUGUAACCUGUGGUUUGCGAUUGCGCCUCGGAAUAAUCAAGGUUAGGACCUUUGUCUGAUUGACCAUCCGUAGUGCAACGACAUGUCGAACCUGGGCAAGAGUAAGAAGGACAAAGAGAUCAUUGCAGAGUAUGAGAGCCAGGUGAAAGAUGUGCGUGCUCAGCUUGUGGAGCAGCAGCGGUGUUUGGAGCAGCAGACAGAGAUGCGGGUGCAGCUGCUUCAGGAUCUUCAGGACUUCUUCAGGAAGAAGGCUGAGAUCGAGACCGAGUACUCCAGGAACCUGGAGAAACUAGCCGAGAGGUUCAUGGCCAAAACACGCAGCACCAAGGACCACCAGCAGUACAAAAAGGACCAGAACCUCCUAUCUCCGGUUAACUGCUGGUACCUUCUACUCAACCAGGUGAGGAGGGAGAGUAAGGACCACGCCACCCUCAGUGACCUGUAUCUGAACAACGUCAUCACCCGCCUCACGCACAUCAGCGAUGACUCCGCCCGCUUGCUCAAGAGGAGUAAGGAGAUCACUUUUCAAUUGCAGGAAGAUUUGAUGAAGCUCCUGAAUGAACUCUACACUGUGAUGAAGACGUACCACAUGUACCAUACGGAGACGCUGAGCGCGGAAACCAAGCUGAGGGAUGCUGAGCGCCAAGUGGGUGUGGGGAAGGGGGGGCCUGGCGGUGGGGUGGAGCCCUUGUUCGGCAUGCGGAUUGAGGAACGCCACCAGCGACGCAACGCCGCCCGCAAGAUGGAGAAGAUGAGGGAGAAGAGGAAGGCCAAGUAUUCUGAGAACAAGCUGAAGUCCCUGAAGGCCAGGAAUGAGUACCUGCUAACGAUGGAGGCCACUAAUUCCUGUGUGUUUAAAUACUACAUUCAUGACUUGCCUGACAUCAUAGAUUGCUGUGACCUGGGGUAUCACUCCAGUCUGAGUCGUGCGCUGAAGACCUACCUGUCUGCAGAGCUGAGUCUGGAGGCCUCCAGGCGAACAGGGCUGGAGGUGCUGGAGGGGGCUGUGGAGGGCCUGGAUCCUGCCCGCGACAGACAGCGCCUGCUGGGCCUCUACCCCACUGCCUUCUGUCCCCCGCCACGUUUCAGCUUCCAGCCCCACAUGGGGGAUCCGGUGAACCAGAUAGCAGCCCAGCCACAGGUGCAGGCGGAGCUGACAUCCAGGCUACAGCAGCUCCAGUCACGCCUUUCCACCCUUAAGAUAGAGAACGAGGAGGUGAAGAAGACAUGGGGGGCCACUCUCACCACCCUACAGGACAUGACCGUGUUGGAUGACUAUGACGUUUCCCAGAGUUUCACGCACAGCCCCUCCUCAGAGUCGGUCAAGUCCAGUGUGUCAGACGGCUACCUGAACAAACCUAGCCUGGCCAAGCGCCGUGCAAACCAACAGGAGACGGAGCUCUUUUACUUUACUAAGUUCCGGGAGUAUCUGGAGGGCAGUAAUCUCAUCUCCAAACUACAGGCCAAACACGACCUGCUGAAGAAAGCAAUGGCUGAGGGGCAAAUAACAGACACACUGACAACCAGCCGUGGACGAAAGAACUCGCACAGCAAACAGCAGGACUCAACUAAAGCCAUUCCUUUACUGGUGGAGAGCUGCAUCCGCUACAUCAACCUCCACGGCCUUCAGCACCAGGGAAUAUUCCGUGUGUCUGGGUCACAGGUGGAGGUCAACGACAUCAAAAACUCCUUUGAGAGAGGUAACGACCCGCUGAUUGAUGAGGAGAGUAACCAUGACAUCAACUCUGUUGCCGGAGUGCUAAAGCUCUACUUCCGCGGGCUGGAGAACCCGCUCUUCCCCAAGGAGAGGUUUAAUGACCUAAUGGCCUGUGUCCGUAUAGAAAGCCUGUAUGACAGAGCUCAGUGUGUCCGUAAGAUUCUGCUGGGCGUUCCUCGGGCAACUCUGGUCGUGAUGCGCUACCUGUUCGCCUUCCUCAACCACCUUUCCCAGUAUAGCGAUGAGAACAUGAUGGAUGCUGGGAAUCUGGCCAUUGUCUUCGGCCCCACCCUGCUGCCCACGCCCGAUGCCCUUGACCAGGUGGCCUGCCAAGCGCACGUUAAUGAGGUCAUCAAGACGGUCAUCCUGCACCAUGACAACAUCUUCCCUGACCCCCCAGAGCUGCCUGGGCCAGUCUAUGAGAAGUGCAUGACUGGAGACCAGUACUGCGAGAGUCCAUUCAGUGAGCCGGGUGGGGAGGCGGAGCCGGACGGCGGUACAGAGACCCAGACUAGCGAGGAGGAGGGAGAAGUCGUAGAGGCGGUGGCCAGGUUUGACUAUACUGGCCGUUCGGGACGAGAGCUCUCCUUUAAGAAGGGCACAUCUCUGCAACUGUUCCAGCGGGCGUCACAUGACUGGUGGGAGGGGCGACUCAACGGCACCCAUGGCCUGGUGCCUCACCAGUACAUUACGCUAAAGGACAGGCCUGACUCUGCAUUGACCGUGGACAGUGACAGUGGGAGCACCAGCAAUGAUGACAAGAGAGCCAGAAGUGAGCUGAGUUCUCCUACUGACAGACCGCCUGAAACCUACAACAGCAGUCACCGUCGGAAACGGACUGAUCUUUUCCGCCGCCCCCUUGGUCGCUCUAGUGACCAUGGUAACGGAGGGCCGUUGGAAAGGAGCUCGCCACCCGUCACUGGUCACUUCAGCCCACGGGACUUACUUCUGGGACGGGGCAAUGGCCUAACCCCGCCCCUUGACAGCCCUGAGCGUCGACGCCGUUCCACUGCCGCGGUAACCCUUACCGUCAGCCGCCACGAUUCGCUGCGUCGGCCGGAAGACACGCCCAUCCGCCGUUCCAGCAGCGGGCAGCAUGGCUUCAGCUCCAGAGCCCUGGAUCCUGACACGCUGGCACAGGAUAUAGAGAAUGUGAGCGUCGCUCUGGGGGAGCUGCGGCAGUUGGAGCGCGGGAGCUGCCGACCGGCUCCUGAUGUGGUGCUGGACACUCUGGAGCAGGUGAAGAACGGCCCGAACACUGCCUGCUCCUCCGAGUCGCCCAGCCCCCACAGCACUCCCUCCACCCCAGGGACUCCCGGUACCCCCGGCACGCCUAGCCCCCUGAGCCCUCUCAGUCCCCUCCCUGGCCCACCUCCAACACCUCUUCGGUCUGCCAACCCCUCCCCCGACACUCUGGGCUCCUUCAAGCCCGUGGCGGGGGCUUCGCUACGUAUGGGAGCUCCACUUCGCCCGCCGGCCCUUAGGCCAAAACCCUUGGUGCCCCCGAAGAGCAGUACUCCCCCUCUUCCCCCGCCGCUGGACAAGUCCUGCACCAUGUGAGCCAAAGCAGGCCGACCUGGGCCCGUGUCAAGCCAAAACUGGGCCAAAAUAAAGAAGAGUGGAGAACAGGGUACCUGCUUACUGUUUAUAAUCACGAAGAAGGGUAGAAAACAGUAGGACAGAUCUGAAACUAAAAGGGUUUUAUGUAGUUAUACAAAAUAAUAAUAUAAUAUGAUCUAUGAUAUGCCAUGAUAUUUGUGUGUGUUGUCAGGUUGGUGUGUACUCUCUUCUUGGUGUAUAGGAGUUUACUUUCUCCAUGUAUCGAUGCAUUUAUCAAGGGGUAGCUACAUGCUUGGGAUGGCAGAAUGGGAGAAGUACAGAUUAACAGCUAAAGAAACAGAAAUCCUAGGCUGUAAAAGAGACUUGAUCCGAUGUGGGAAGUGUAUUUCUCCUCCAGUGAAAUCUAGUUUCAGUGAUGUGAACGUCGACUGUAAUGUCGUGAUGAAGGUAGGCCUGAAUUAGCUCAGGAGCCUAUCACCGAAAGGCUGCUGUAUUCUUAGUGUAUUCUGAUUGGCUGCUGCAUCUACGUGGGAUUUUCAAUGGGUGAAGCACCAGAAGGGGACAUGCAAAGUGAAGAGGUGCCUGCUGGGUAAGGGGGGGGGCUCGGAUGGGGGACUCACACAGUGUGGAAAUGUAAGUGAGGCUGUCUGUGGGAAUUUUUUUUACAUUAUUUUCUAUUUCACUUGGUUCCGCUGCUAAGCUCACAAAUGCCUCGACCGAAGCCUCUUGAGGUCCUUGGUGACAAAACUCACCUUCUAUUUAACCAAUGUUCAGCUAUUUUAUGAAUGUUUCUGUAUUUAACUACGACUGUUCAGCUCUGUAUUGAAUGUUCAGUGGGCACAGGGGUGGCGUUACCCUACAACAAAACAGCCUUCUUUUGUGUUUCAAAGAACUGAAACACUCAGGCCACAGGAAAUUAUUUGAAGGCACAGGGCUGGAGUGACUUUAGAAGAGUCACUGUAGUUCUGUACGUUUCCCUGGGCCAGGGUGUGUGUGGUUUAUUUCCCAUUACCCUGUGUGUGUGUGUAUGUUCUCUGCCUGCCCUCGUUCUGUUCCUUUGUAAGUGCGAUGUUGGAUAAAAUGAUGAUGGAUUAUUCAUGUCUGCCUUUAGUACCGGAACAUGUACAGGAAAGGGUUGCGGAUGUUGUGUAUUUGGUGUGCACGUGUAUUGGCACUCAGUGUGUGUGUGUGUGUUUGUGUGAGUGUCUGUAUCUGAUUGUGUUACACUUAAGUCACUAGAUAACCUUAAAAGUUCACAGUAAGCUAACAGGGUGGGGCUCUUGUGUGUAAAUGCCCAAAAUACACUUGAACAACAGCACACUGAAUGUGCCCUCCGGGCGUCUGGAACUGGGGUGUGUGUGUGCCACUGUGUGCGUGAGUAGUACUGGGGUUUCGCGUCUAAGAAUGGUGUGUGUGUGUGUGUGUCUGUGUGUGUGUGUGUGUGUGUGUCAAUGCGAAAGUGCCUUUUUUUACCCAUGUGUUUUGUGUGAUCCACUCACGCAUGUCCUGAACGAAGAACGGCAGCAGCACUCCGAAAGAAAUAAUCAUAGUGUUUAGUAGAAGACUGAAUUAUGAAUCCUCUAGUUAAUCCAUUGUGACAUUGCACUUUGAUGUGUAGGGAAAAACCGUGUACUUGGCAUGUAGCAUUAUAACAUGUGAACAGGUGCAUUUUAAGGGACAUUGGUUUCUCUCUGAAUGUUUGAUAGGUAAAGGAAAUGGUUUUGUCUGUUAGUGUUGCUGUAUAUGAAACUACUGAGCUUCCAAAAGACGAGCUCUUAUAGCCAAAUGGAUUGUAUUGAUGUGUUGUA
Molecule: messenger RNA, 5262 nt
Organism: Esox lucius (northern pike)
Lineage: Eukaryota; Metazoa; Chordata; Actinopteri; Esociformes; Esocidae
Product: SLIT-ROBO Rho GTPase-activating protein 1
Exons: 24
Coding region: 260-3454 (1064 amino acids)
Biological process (GO): signal transduction; negative regulation of cell migration
Cellular component (GO): cytoplasm
Molecular function (GO): protein binding
Source: RefSeq, a predicted model, not a curated record